UGACUAGUUCAUCGCUGCUACUAAUGCAUUGUUUUCUAUCAAUUUUUCUAUCGGUGUAAAAAAUUUUCAUUUGUCUUUUAACAUUUCAACAAUUUACUCACCGACAAACAAGUUCAACGGUAUUAUGUAUUUUUUGGGAAGUGAACAAACAUAGAAUUGCUUGCAUCUGAAAAUAAAUUAUUACGUCUGUGACUUGUUAUACCGUGCUAAUACUCGAUUGAGAAAAAGGCUGCAAAAUCCAGGGAUCACAAUUUUAAUCGUACAGCCUCUACAAAAAAGUAUGGCCUCAACUUUGCAGCUGGAAUUCUCGCAGGCCAUGUCUGAUUUCAAAACAAUGUUCCCAGACAUGGAUCGCGAAGUUAUUGAGGCUGUGUUGCGUGCUAAUCAGGGUGCAGUGGAUGCCACCAUCGAUCAGCUGUUAGCAAUGUCCACUGAUAACCAGAAUGAAAAGCUGCGGAAUGAAUUGGAUGCAAACACAUCGCCACAACGCAGUCUAAUCAAUCUGUAUGGCACAGAUAAGCAACCUGCAACCGCGCAACUAAUUGACACUACUGAUGGCGGCGACGCGGCAGUACCGAACAAUCAGCAAACUGCAGCUGCUGCGGCCAAUGCAGUGCUGUUGAAUCUCAGUGGCAGUAACGGUGUGAAUACAUCAUCCAAUCACAAUACAGGGGCAUCACCCAAACAACGAUUGGUUAGUACCAUGUCCAAGUCGUCAACUAGUGCAACCCCAAAACGAAACGUGCAUCACGGUACUCAACGUUGGAAUCCACCUAUGCUCGGUCCACUCCCGCCAGGUUUUCUACGCAUCACACCUACUGCUCAGAAUGGGGUGGCUCGUGACUUUGACUUGCCGGACGAACAGUUUGCAUUGAUGUUGCAAAAUGAGGAAUUCAUGAAUCAAUUGCGAUGGAAUCAGGAAUUUAUGAAUGCGUUGGAAAAAGAGCAAAGCGGCAAAGCUAAAGGUGAGGAUGAUGCAGCAUUCAAAGAGCGACUAAAGCACAUGGGCAAGGUAUCACGAAAGAAAUUUCUACAAAUGGCGCGUGUUUUUACGUGGCAGCGUAAUAAAAAAACAACAACAGCCAAACAAAUUGACUCGCUGCCAUUGAAGGAAGAGCCCAGCGACGAUGAGGAUCACCAUCAGCAACAGCGUAAGUAAAGCGUUAGUUGGAAAAGCAGAAUAAUUUUUGUUUUAAUUUGAUAUGUAAGUGAGUUAGUUUUAAGUUAAUAGUUGUUGGAACAUAAUAUUGUACGAGUUUACGCUUCAAUUUCGUUGUUAUUCAUCUUUUAAGAUUAUUUUAUUUUAUUUAUUUUUUUUUUUAAUGCCGAUAAGCAUGUUUAUUUAUAUAUUUAGGUGUGGUUGUUUAUAAACGCGAAAUGGAAGAUUUUCAAAAGUAUGCCAAAGCUUUGAAAACUAUAAAUUUUAUCUUAAGUUUACUUAGUAGUUAUCAGAAAAUGUUAAGAGUAUGUUAAAACGAGUGAAUUGCAAAAAUGAAUGUAGAAAUGAGAAGUGCAAUAAACGGUACAGCUUGAGGAAACGGUGCUUGAAAAUUUACAAAGACAUACCUUGGCUUAGAAAUUUAGUUGUGUAUAGCCUAAUAAGCAGUUGUUAUUUAUCUGAAACGCGGUAUAUUAUGUGAUUAAAACAAAAAAAAAAAAAUUUAAAUUUUGGACUGAGCUAAAAUUUGCAAAUGUGGCAAUGAUUAUAUUUUCGUUAUAAUUUUAAAAUUAGGUAUACGAUAUACAUUUUAAUUUUAUUAGCUAUUUGUCGAGAUUUUUGGACAAUAACCAUUAUUAAGUUUAGACUUAAGCUGCCGUUGUUAUUUUUGUAACAGCAUUAAACAUUCCCCUUACAUUUUUGAGAAAUGCUGCUGAAAUGGCAGUCCUUGGUCGGAUAUACAUAAAUCCGGGACGUUCCGGUAACAUAGAACCGACUGCCGGGGGAACGGUAAAACUGUCAUCGUGUAGCUUGCUGUUACAUAUUUUAAACGGCAUGGGUGCAAGCAUGGCCACGAAUGCUUCCUUAUAGUCAAAUACGAAUCUCAGUGCAAUGUUAGUUAGUUUAUCAACACAAAUACCGGCUUCUCCCUAAUGUCAUGCUUGCAUCUAUUGGGAUUUGUUUUUACCUAAAAAUACUUGACAGAACUGAAUAUAUACACAAUUUGUUAGAAUAUCAGCACCAAGGCCAUAUGUAUUUCACAAAAUUCACCUGCAAAUAUGAACGAAGCGAAACUAUUAUAAAGAACUUAAAAUGUGAAAAGUAAAGAAUAUGUUUAAAAAGCUAGUAUGAAAUUCUUAGAAAAAACCAUAAAAUCUUAACAAUAUGCAAGUCGAAUAAUGAAAGUAAAAAAACGAACUCUUGCAAGGAUGCGCAUAGAAUUACCAGACAUUUGGUUUAUUCGUGUUGGUUUAGGUGAAAAAUGUUUUCAAUAUUAAUUUUUUAUCAAGACGUUAAUUCUUCUAACCUAAUUUGGGUAUAAUGCAAAUGUAAACACAUAUAAGUACAUAUAUGAAAAUAACUAAAAUGCUAAUUAAACAAUGAUAUUGUAGAUUGGAUAGUCCUUAAAACAUCUCUAGGCACAGUUAAAUUUAUAACAUGAAAACUAUGUAUAUUGUAUCAUAUUUUCCGUCAA
This is a messenger RNA of Anastrepha obliqua, 2633 nucleotides long. RefSeq names its product CUE domain-containing protein 1. The record is from RefSeq and is a predicted model, not a curated record. Gene Ontology annotation, molecular function: ubiquitin binding. NCBI's taxonomy places the organism in Eukaryota, Metazoa, Arthropoda, Insecta, Diptera, Tephritidae. The coding region runs from base 281 to 1159 and encodes 292 amino acids. The transcript has a single exon.